Coniophora puteana RWD-64-598 SS2 is the source of this 2250-nucleotide messenger RNA. Its product is annotated as mitochondrial distribution and morphology protein family 31 32. Gene Ontology annotation, cellular component: mitochondrial inner membrane. The record is from RefSeq and is a predicted model, not a curated record. Lineage: Eukaryota; Fungi; Basidiomycota; Agaricomycetes; Boletales; Coniophoraceae. The transcript has 8 exons. Gene Ontology annotation, biological process: mitochondrion inheritance. The coding region runs from base 85 to 2100 and encodes 671 amino acids.
GCGAGACCUGACGAUGCGCCACCACCACUCAACUACGACAACUACCCUCGCUUAUACCGCCGUCUCGCCUCCUCCCUCUCACACAUGCACCGGCCGACAAGAGACGACCUCCUCCGCGUAGCAACAGGCUUCUGGGCACGCCUCCGCAUCCGUUGGAAGUGGUUCACCAUCCGCUCGUUUCGAAAGUUCAACGCAGACGAUAUAUCCGCUUUCAUUACCUGGUUCCUUAUGAGCCAGACCCUGUGGAUAUUUGUCGGAACAACGACAUUCUUCUCAGUCAUAUUCGCAACCGCAAACAGCCUACGCUUGCAAGAAUACGUCGCACGCUCGAUAAGCAACUACCUCACCAGCGAGACCGGCAUCACCAUCAUCUUCGAGUCCGCCGUCGUGCCCAAAUGGAAAGACUCCCGCAUCUCCUUCCGCAACGUCUACAUCUCCCGCCGACCCCUCCGCCUCCGCGCCCUGCCUCCGCCGCCUAUGGCGGGUGUUGGCGAGUGGGGGAUCACGCCGGCCGCGAGCGGGCACCGUGCGGCGGUGGGUUAUGAUGUCAGCGCGCAUCCUGCGUACAAUUAUAGCGGGGAUGGGGAGGAUGACGAGGAUGGCCAUCGGCGGCCGACGACGGGGUGUGAGGAAGAGGACGAGAACUAUUCGAUGUUUGAUCUGAAUGUGGAUUCGAUCGACGUGACGCUGUCGCUCGGGAGAUGGUUCGAUGGCAAAGGGCUCAUCGAGGACGCGGUGAUCAAGGGCGUGCGCGGGGUGCUCGACCGCCGCUCCGUGUUCUGGGACCCAGACAACCCGCCCGAGCCAGCGGCGUACCGCCACGCGCCGCAGCCGGGCGACUUCGAGCUCGCGUCGCUCGCGCUCGAGGAUGUGCUCGUCACGGUGUACCAGCCGGGCGGCUUCCGGCCAUACACUGCGUCCAUCUUCCGCGCGGACAUCCGGCGCUUCCGCAAGCAGUGGCUGUUCUACGACUUUCUGAGGGCGGAGAACGUGGUUGGGCAGUUUGAUAAUUGCCUGUUUAGCCUGCACAAGCCGCAGAAUAUUGGGCGGACGACGGAGCGGGAUUUGAGGGACGGGAAGUGGGCGAGGAUGACCCGUAUCCGGAUCGACGGCGUCAACAUCGACCACAUGCAAAACUCCACCACCGAGCCCGACGGCCCGCUUUCAUGGCUCACGUCAGGCAAAGUCGACGGCGUGCUCGACAUCAAGUUCCCCCGGCGCGACAGCGCCCCCGCCCCGCUGCUCUCAUCCUCUUCCUCCCGCGACGCAGACAACUAUGACUACGACGACUACGACGAGGACGAGGACGACUCGGCGUUCAACGCGAUUCUGGGCGAGCUCGCGGACGCGAUAUCGGUCGCGGCGGCGAAGGCGUCUGCGGCGGGGACGAGCGCGUCCGAGGCGCUGCUGGGGUUUGGGGGUGUGGAUAAGGACGGACGGAUUCCGGGGCAGCGGGCGCUGGCGAAGCCGCCGUUGAGUGCGCCGCCGAGGGCGGGGGAGCGGGGGGUGAUGGGGCAUGCGGAAGCUGAGGCGGGGGCCGGGACUGGGACCGAGGGUGGUGGUGUUGUCGUUGUAGGCCUUGGGGAUGGAGAUGGACGUGUCGUAGCGGAGGGCGUUUCCGCGCCGGGGCCAGCGCCGGGACUAGCGACGGGGCGGAGGCGGGUGGUGAUUGAUGUGGAUCUGAGGUUUAGAGAUCUGAAGGCGGCGCUGCCGCUGUUCCCGCGGGAGAUGUCGUACGUGAACAGCGCGCUGAUCAGGCCGAUUGUUGCGUUCAUGAAUGCCCACCACACGCUCGUGCCCAUACAUUGCCAGAUCGCGAAGGACUUAGGCGACUUUGACGGUGCUUGGACGAUGUGGGAAACGGGUCUCAUGGACGAGAUCGCACUCAAGACAUACGACGCGCUCGCGUACCACGUCACGCAGGCGAACAUGAACCGGCGCGUCAAGGCCGUCGGCGUGUGGAGCCUGCAGAUGACCGCGAGCGCGAUGCUCGCGGCGCUUCGGAACCUCGUUGAUCCGAUGACGAGCCAGCUGCGCGAGGCGUAUGCGGCGAGCGCGGCGCAGCAGUGGGAGGUGCAGGGGGUUGUGCCGGGGCCUUAGACUUAGGGCUUGGGCGCUUGUGCUUGGGAGUGAGGGUAAGGGUGGAGGAUAUUUUGAGUGAUAUCAGGGUGCACGCGCGAGGUUGGCUGUGGGGUGAGAUACUUGUGUCGAUUUGUGCUACUUACUUACUGUAUUGUGUGGGCUCACAAC